UGAUUUGUAGCCUUUGGGAAAUCUUUCCCUCCUGUUCUGUUCAGUCUCCUUGUUUGUUAGUAUGUCAUGAUAUUCUGUGACUGUACUCCACUGUUCACCUCAAACUACAAACACUGGAAAUUUAGAUGGUGCAGAACAUGAUUCCAAAGGCAUUAAGACCCAUGAAAUUCUACUUCUCUACUGUGUAUCAAGAAAUAUGGGUUGGUGUAGCAUUAACAGCUUAUGCCUACUACAAGAUUUCAUAUGGGGGCAAAAAAUCAUCAGGAAAUAAGUCCUCUGGUUCUGGCCAUCAUUAAAGAUCUCUUCUCCUCUUGGAAUAUGAAUUUGGUGGUUCAUCAUCUCUACUGCAAAUGAAGCAAGUUCCAACCAUAGGGAAAUGAAUGCUAGAACCCUACCUGGUCCAUCUGCUGUAAUUGGAAAAAGAAUAAAUCCAUUGAGCAAGAAUUAAUUAAAGAUGUUGGACAAUA
Molecule: messenger RNA, 467 nt
Organism: Parus major (Great Tit)
Lineage: Eukaryota; Metazoa; Chordata; Aves; Passeriformes; Paridae
Gene: ATP5MJ
Product: ATP synthase membrane subunit 6.8PL
Exons: 4
Coding region: 126-296 (56 amino acids)
Cellular component (GO): mitochondrion
Source: RefSeq, a predicted model, not a curated record